This is a messenger RNA of Candida tropicalis MYA-3404, 1695 nucleotides long. RefSeq names its product oligo-1,6-glucosidase IMA1 (gene MAL2). NCBI's taxonomy places the organism in Eukaryota, Fungi, Ascomycota, Pichiomycetes, Serinales, Debaryomycetaceae. The record is from RefSeq and is a predicted model, not a curated record. Gene Ontology annotation, molecular function: alpha-amylase activity. Bases 1 to 1695 code for a protein of 564 amino acids. The transcript has a single exon. Gene Ontology annotation, biological process: oligosaccharide catabolic process.
AUGACAAUUGAAGCUAAAUGGUGGAAAGAAGCCGUUGUUUAUCAAAUUUGGCCUGCUUCAUACAAAGAUUCAAACAGUGAUGGUGUUGGCGAUAUUCCAGGGAUUAUUUCAACUUUAGAUUAUCUUAAGGACUUAGGUGUUAAUGUUGUUUGGUUAAGUCCAAUGUACAAAUCUCCAAUGGAAGAUAUGGGUUAUGAUAUUAGUGAUUAUGAAGAUAUCAAUCCAGAUUUUGGUACUUUGGAUGACAUGCAAAAUUUAAUUGAUGGUUGUCAUAAACGUGGUAUGAAAAUCAUUUGUGAUUUAGUUAUCAACCACACUUCUGUUGAACACGAAUGGUUUAAAGAAUCUAGAUCCUCAUUGGACAACCCAAAGAGAGAUUGGUAUAUUUGGAAGAAACCAAGAUAUGAUGCAGAUGGUAAUAGACAGCCACCAAACAAUUGGAUGUCUUAUUUCUCUGGUACUACUUGGGAAUAUGAUGAAAAAACUGGUGAAUAUUACUUGCAUUUGUUUGCUAAGGGCCAACCAGAUUUGAAUUGGGAAAACAAGGAAUGUCGUGAAGCAAUCUACAAAUCUGCUAUUAAAUACUGGUUAGACAGAGGUGUCGAUGGUUUCAGAAUUGAUACCGCUGGUAUGUAUUCAAAACAUCAAGAGUUCAAAGAUGCGCCGGUCGUGUUUAAAGAUCAGAUCUACCAGCCAUGUAAGAUCUACCACCAACAUGGUCCAAGAAUUCACGAGUUUCAUAAAGAAAUUGCUGAGCUCAUGGAAUCAUGUGAUUGUAUGACUGUUGGUGAAGUUGGACACUCUACCAGGGAAGAAUCUUUAAAAUAUGUUGGAGCAUCAAGAAAAGAAAUGAACAUGAUGUUUGUUUUUGAUGUGGUUGAAGUUGGAUCUGAUCCAAGAGACAGAUUCCGUUACAAUGGUUUCAAUUUGGUUGAUUUCAAAAAGGCCAAUCAAAAUCAAAGUGAUUUUGUUAAAGGUACUGAUGCUUGGUCUACUGUCUUUAUUGAAAACCACGAUCAACCAAGAUGUAUCACCAGAUUUGGUAAUGACAAGGAAUACCGUGUUGAAAGUGGUAAGUUAUUGGCCAUGUUAGAAGCAUCCUUAACUGGUACUUUGUUCAUUUACCAAGGUCAAGAAAUUGGUAUGACUAAUGUACCAAGAUCCUGGCCAAUUGAAGAGUACAAAGAUAUCAAUUCUCUCAACUACUACAAUGACUUUAAAGAGAAAUAUGGAAAUGAUCCAGAUUUCAAAGAGAAGGAAGAAAAAUUAAUGGAUGUUAUUAAUUUACUUGCCCGUGAUAAUGCCAGAACUCCAGUGCAAUGGACCGAUCAAGAAUUUGCUGGAUUCUCUGACAGCAAACCAUGGAUGAGAGUUAAUGACAACUAUAAAGAAAUCAAUGUAGCCAAGGAAAUUGAUGAUAAGGACUCAUUGUUGAAUUUUGUCAAGAAGAUGCUUCAAAUAAGAAAAGAAUACAAGGAUUUGUUUGUUUAUGGUGAUUUCAAAAUGGUGGACCUUGAAGAUAAGCAAUUGUUCAAAUUUAUCAAAUCCAACGGUAACCAAAAGGCAUUUGUUGUCUUGAAUUUUUCAACAGACGAGGUUAAUUUCACUCACACCGAUGGUAAACUUUUAGUAUCCAACCAAGAACCUAAAGAAGGGGUAUUGAAACCAUAUGAAGGUAGAAUCUACAUAGAAUAG